Messenger RNA from Bathycoccus prasinos, 1233 nucleotides. RefSeq lists its product with no specific name. The coding region runs from base 1 to 1233 and encodes 410 amino acids. NCBI's taxonomy places the organism in Eukaryota, Viridiplantae, Chlorophyta, Mamiellophyceae, Mamiellales, Bathycoccaceae. The transcript has a single exon. The record is from RefSeq and is a predicted model, not a curated record.
AUGCUCAAAUCCAUCGGUUCCGCGAAGAAAAGCCCUUCAUUUGCACCGUCGUCGUUUACGUUGUCGUCAGCGAAGGGGGGAGAAACAGAAUUGGAAGCGCGCCUGGACGCGCUUUUAGAAAAUGCUUUGGGGGAUUCCAUUCGUGUUCGGAAUUUUCGUUCGCGUCCGGAUUUAGUGCCCAAAGCGACGGCGGGGCAGAGAAAAUCGUUCCGGGCGAGAAGUUUUGGCGAGUAUAAAGAUGAUGAAAACAGGGAAUCGAAGUUGCAAAGAUUGUUCGCGCAAACGCAAGGCGACGCGACGUGUUUUGGGUUUACGAUUUGUUCGUGCGUCGGGCAGAAAACAUCGACGACUUUGGUCGACGACGACGAGAAGAAUGACGAAGAAAAACCGCUCUUCGAGUGCGAGUUGUGGUUAUCGAGAGGGCGAGAGAGCGAAGAGAGCGGACCUCCGGGAUCUUGGAACGUGGUCUGCAAAGACGCCUCUGAUGGUAACAACACUCCUUUGUUUAUGUUGACUUUGAAAGAAGAUUCGACGCUGGAAGAGCUGUUCGAUCGGCACGCGAUGAAGCGCCCUUUUCCGACGAUGGUGGUGAGGAGUUUACUCGGGGUAUCCGUCGCCGGCGUGAAAAAGAACAGUAAUAGUAAGACGUUGCAAAAUUCUCCGACGUUUGCGGCGGCGAAAAUGUACAAAGGAAAUGCGCAAGUCGCGGAAAUUAUUCCGUUGCAACGUGACUUCCCGAGAGGAAAGUUGGUUGGGAAGGUUGAACGCAUGAAUUCGAUGUUGAUUCGUCGAGACGAAAACGACGCGCUCGGAACGAGGUUGGUGCCGUACACGAGAGGAUUACGAAGUUUGUUGUACACGAUGAUUGGCACAGGAUUGAUGACAUUUGGUUUUGCAGUUCCGAUAACGUAUUCUUCGGUGAAGACGUACGAAAUGCCCGUGGAAAUUCACGAGAACGGUCUGGAAGGUCUCAACGGCAUGCGGGAUAAAGAGGUGAGAAAUUUUCGCGAUAAAUGCGCGGCGUUCGUGAAACCGAUUGGCACCAUUCGUGUCAAAAAAGCCGGUUUAGGACACUUCAAAUUGAAAAGAGAAGAGAAUCAAGAGUACAACGAGUGGCCGAAACACACGAAGCGGCACUUCUUGUACGCUAUGGUCGCGCACGCCGCCAUGGUCAACGAAUUCGCCAAAGACGGAACGUAUUCCAUUCCGGACACUGCGGAAGUCGAGAUUUGA